Molecule: messenger RNA, 669 nt
Organism: Brassica oleracea var. oleracea
Lineage: Eukaryota; Viridiplantae; Streptophyta; Magnoliopsida; Brassicales; Brassicaceae
Exons: 4
Coding region: 1-669 (222 amino acids)
Molecular function (GO): zinc ion binding
Source: RefSeq, a predicted model, not a curated record
AUGUGUUUCUGCGGCGAGGGUGUCAUCGAGCUCAUCUCCAAAUCCGAUCGAAACCCUUACCGCCGAUAUUAUCGAAGUCUCCAUGCGGCUCAAAGGAGGCUUGUGAACGACAAUCAUGUCUUCAAAUGGGUCGAUGAGGCAUUCAAGGAUGAGAUACAACAGUUGGACAACCAAGUUCAUGUGCUAGAAGAAGAACUUCAACCUCUCAAAACGACCAUGAGAAUUGAAGGACCCAAUAAUGGAAGGAUAGUUGGUCCUCUCUCCAUCUCGCUCUCCUCUCACAUCACAAACCGAGAUCUAAGAAUUCGCGUCAUGGAUCCAUGGGAGGAGAAAAUGAACAAGAAGGAGAAGAAGGAGAAGAAGAAGAUGAAUGAACACUUCGACAAGCUUGGGUACGUAACCGAUGCCCACUACGGGAUUCCAAUUCGUUUCCCAUGUGGGGAACGAUUCAUCGACGAGGUCUCUCUAAAACCAAAGUAUCCAACAUAUUUUGAUACUUUUCCUGGUAUUAGAUACUUCCCUUUCAAGAACUUCGAGAACGAUAGCCUCCAUUUUCGUCAACCAUGGGUUUUCGGUGUCCAUGAAGAGGUUCAGCGGUUAAGGAAGCGUAUGAAUAAGAUGGCUGAUGAGAUUGAAGAGAUUAAGGAGCUUAUGUCCCGUCGUCCAUGA